AAGUGCAUGAGCAGACUGCAGGAGUGGAGAAAUGUGAUUUUUACACACUAUCCUAAACCUAGUGUGCGCUUUCUACUUUAGACUCCCAAGUGCCAUGGUGGCUUUGUAAAUUGAAAAAAGACAAGUGCCAGGGUCGCGAGUGAGUCAGACAUGGGAUUCCGCAUCGGCACGCCGCUUUACGCAUUUGCGUGCGUCUAUUUAUUUGUCCUCACCCUUCGGGGCGCGCAUUGUCAGAGACACCCGGCGCCUCCUCAAGGGAAUAACCCAGGGGGCGCACUCCGGCAGACGCUACAGUGGUCUCACAAUGGCAAUAUUUUCAGCAUUUUAAGCCAGGGUGCCGAAUAUCAGCCGGCCAGGCGUCGCGGCUCGCCGCAGGAACAAGUGCAGCAAAGGCCGAUCACCAUCAUCAGCGACGCCAAGCAGCCGGCGCGGGACACCCCGGAGCAGCGGCCCGCAGCGCUGCCCGCCGCGCUCCAGCGGCUUGUGAGGGGCAGAGAGCACCGCCAGGGCCAGGGCCAGGAGCCCCCGUCGGGCGAUCGGAGGAAUGACACCCAUGCUAAAGUGACCGUCAGCCCGCCGCAACCCAAGAGGGAAGACAUGAUGGUCGCCGACGACCCCUAUGACCCGUCUAAGUCCUACGAUGUAGACCACGACAACCCCUAUUACAAUCACUACGAUGUGUACGAGAGACCCAGGUCCAGAUCCAGACCCGGAUAUGGCACAAGGUACCAUCAGUACGGUCUUCCAGACCUGGUGCUUGACCCAUACUACAUUCAGACAGCCGCCUACGUGCAGAGCACGCCAAUGUACAACCUCAGAUGCGCGUCUGAGGAGAACUGUUUGUCAAGCUCAGCCUACUUGGCCCGAGACUACGACACCCGAAUGCUGCUGCGCUUCCCCCAGAGAGUCAAGAACCAGGGCACGGCUGACUUCCGGCCCAGCAGGCCGCGCUACGCCUGGGAAUGGCACAGUUGUCACCAGCACUAUCACAGCAUGGACGAGUUCAGUCGCUACGAGCUUCUGGAUGCCACUUCGCAGCGGUCGGUCGCCGAGGGCCACAAAGUUAGCUUCUGCCUUGAGGACACGUCCUGCGACUACGGCUACUACAGGCGCUACGCUUGUACAUCACACACUCAGGGUUUGAGUCCAGGAUGUUACGACACCUACAACGCAGACAUCGACUGCCAGUGGAUUGACAUCACAGACGUGAAACCAGGGAAUUACAUCCUCAAGGUUAGCGUGAAUCCUUCCUAUCAGGUGCCAGAGGAAGACUACACCAACAACAUUGUGCGCUGUGACGUCCGCUACACGGGCAACUAUGCUUACUUGUCUGGUUGCCAUAUGGCGACGUAUUAAUGGAAGAGAACCGUGCAACUGAGUGGCUGACAUUAAGGAGGACUGCAUAUGAACGUAUUUACAACACAAGGGCGCAAUUUUUUAAAAAGUUUGAAAUGUCAGAGUACUCAUAGUUUAUAGAUUAGACAAAAUAGAAAAUAUUUUCAGUGCAUGCUAUGUCCCUUCAGUAUUUGUUUUUUUCUCAGAUUUGGAUGUUAUUUUGCCUUUCCUUUUUGCCGUUUUACUCCUUCAUUUUAUAUCUUAGUUUUUCUUUUGAUUGUGUUCUUGCCUUUGAGUGUUGGAAAUAAUUAAAUAAAAGCAUUAAAUCUUUUAAAUGACGUUGAAUUGCAAAAGUAUACAAUAACAUGCCUUAUUUUUAAAUCACAAUGAAAGUAUAGAAGUUGUUUGUUUUUGUUUUUUACAGCAAAAUGUGUUCAAUAUUAAUCUUAUUU
This is a messenger RNA of Corythoichthys intestinalis (scribbled pipefish), 1787 nucleotides long. It is a transcript of the gene loxa, whose product is annotated as lysyl oxidase a. The transcript is spliced from 7 exons. NCBI's taxonomy places the organism in Eukaryota, Metazoa, Chordata, Actinopteri, Syngnathiformes, Syngnathidae. The coding region runs from base 151 to 1356 and encodes 401 amino acids. Gene Ontology annotation, biological process: peptidyl-lysine oxidation; collagen fibril organization. The record is from RefSeq and is a predicted model, not a curated record. Gene Ontology annotation, molecular function: protein-lysine 6-oxidase activity; copper ion binding.